UGACAAACUCUGUAUUGUAGUCAUGGGAGUUGAGGGCCGGUUUGUCUGCUUAAUUAUGCCUCAAGAAUGGUGAUUGCCAAGCUUCUGACCGGAGCUCUUCGAAGCCGCCGGCGAACAUCCAUUUACUUAAUUUCAUCUCUCUCGUCUUCUAUUUCCUCUCCAUACUCUCACUUGGAUUGUGGCGUUAAAACUUCAAGUGCCCAUCUAUCUUCCUCACUUUUUGCUUCUCACUUUUAUGUACGCUCGGUAUCUACUCGUUCCGCCGCUUCUGGUGAUUCCAAGUCUCUAAAUCUUGACUUUGAUCCCUCAGCUCAAUCUGGGUUCUCCAAUCUCGAGCUUAAUGACGACGGGGAUGGUGAUCAAUCGGGAAUUGUUGAGACGCUGGUUAGUGCCGCCGCCGCCGCAGCCGAUGGUGAAGUGGAGGAACGGAUUCUCCCCAUUCGCGUCCUAGUUUCUGUGCUCGAUUCCUACCAUGAUGUAACGGGUUUCCCUUGGUGGAUAGUAAUUGCUUCCUCAACUUUGGCUCUUAGAAUUGCAUUGCUUCCUAUGCUUAUGUUGCAAUUCAGCAAGAUUAAGAAAAUAUCAGAAUUCUUCCCAAAAUUGCCUCCUCCUAUACCACCACCUCUCUCAGGAAGAAGCUAUAUCAACCAACUUUUGUUCUUCCGCAGAGAAAGACGAGCAAUUGGGUGUCCUUCAUAUUUGUGGUCACUAGCAUAUGUUUGUGUUCAGGUCCCAUGCUUCCUCUUGUGGAUGACAACAAUCCGACGAAUGUCACUAGAGGCUCAUCCUGGGUUUGACCAUGGUGGUGCAUUUUGGUUUGAGAAUUUGACUCAAGUUCCCCAUGGUGUUCUAGGAAUUAUCUUUCCUUUUCUUAUUGGUGGUUUGCAUUUUCUUAAUGUUCAGAUAUCUUUUCAGGGGUCAUCAGUUGGCAAGGUGACUGGCCAGUUCAGCUCACUGGCUAAAUUGUAUCGCCAAUACCUUAAUUUUUUGACAGUGCCUCUACUUUUCACUGGUUUUAUGCUCCCCCAGGGGAGUUUAGUCUAUUGGGUAACCAACAGUUCCUUGUCUCUCAUUCAGCAACUGAUACUGAAACAUCCAAGUGUCCGUGAAAAGUUAGGAUUACCAAACAAAGAUGCUGUAGUAACAGCUAGGAACUCGAGAGAACAAGACGCAACUUCUUUGGUCACAGUAACAGGGACAGGGCAGCGGAAAAUUUCUGUUAUGGAUUUGUCUCCUCCAGAACUCCUUGCUUUAUCAGUAAAACGUCUAACGGAAGGCCAAAAGGAUAAAGCCAUUUCUUUACUAAGACUUGCUUUGGACAAGGAUCCUGAAUAUGUUGGACCAAUGAUUCUUAUGGGCCAAGCACUAUUGCAAAGUGAAAAGCCAGCAGAGGCAGUUGAGUACUUCGAGCGCGCCAUCUCCAAGCUGUUUCUUCUGGGCCAGCCAACAGAAACAGAAGAGAUCGAUCACUUAAUUCUUGCAUCCAUAUGGGCUGGUGCAGCAUAUAUUCGUCAGGGAAAAGAAAACGAGGGACUUAGACAUCUGGAGAGAUUGGCGCAUCUGAAAGAACCGGAGGAUCCAAAAAGCAAAGCUCAUUACUAUGACGGGAUAGUGAUGCUUGCAAGUGCAUUAUACAGAGUGGGUAGGAAGGCCGAAGCUGCUAAGUACUUGCGACAUGCAGUUGCAUAUGACUCUGCUUAUAGCGAUCUCUUGGCUCAGUGCGAGAAUGAGAAGGAUGAUUUUUCUAGUGAUCUUGUCAACAGCAGAAGGGGAGAUUAUUGAUUUCAUUUUCUCAGGUUAGCCAUAACUCAAAUAUUGAAAGGAAAAAAAAAGAGUGUAAAAUUAUUAUUUUUUACCUCAGAAUAAUGGGCAAUUUUGUUUGCUAAACAUUUUUCUUUCUUCUUAGCAUUUGCCUUUAUUUUGGGGGUUCUAAUGUAGUGUAAAUUAUAGUAGCAUGUUCUGUUAAAAAAUUUCUAUUUGGAGGCUUCAUAAUUUAUUUAUUUUAAUUUGGAAUCGAAAUGAUCAAUAAAGAAAAGGGUAUUUAAUUUGUGC
This is a messenger RNA of Impatiens glandulifera, 2052 nucleotides long. RefSeq names its product ALBINO3-like protein 2, chloroplastic. Bases 67 to 1782 code for a protein of 571 amino acids. Gene Ontology annotation, cellular component: mitochondrial inner membrane. The record is from RefSeq and is a predicted model, not a curated record. NCBI's taxonomy places the organism in Eukaryota, Viridiplantae, Streptophyta, Magnoliopsida, Ericales, Balsaminaceae. Gene Ontology annotation, molecular function: membrane insertase activity; protein binding. Gene Ontology annotation, biological process: mitochondrial respiratory chain complex IV assembly; protein insertion into mitochondrial inner membrane from matrix. The transcript has 14 exons.